AUGGAAAGUGGCAGUAAGAGCAGAAGCUAUUCGCUAUCUCCACCUUCAGAACAGUGGCGAAAAGAAGAACGAAAUAAACGUGGAUUUUUUUGUACCCCUGCUCUAUUGAUGAUUAGUGCAGUAGUCAUCGUUGUUUUUCUUAUAAUCUCCUGCCUUUCAACCUACUGGAUUACUCGAGCACAACUGUCUGAGAUUAAAGAUAAUGGUCAAAGCAGUGGAAAUUUGCAAAAGCCGACUUUUAUCACUAUGGGAGACUUACGACUUCCGAAAAAGCUGAAACCAGCAUCGUACACUCUGGUCAUGAAAAUUUACCUACCUUUCUAUGUCGACUUUCCAACCGAAAAAAAUCUCACUACUGAUGGAGAGGUCGUUAUUGAUAUGGUCGUUUUGGAGCCAACCAAUUCAAUAACAUUAAAUAUGAAAGAUACUCAUAUAUUAUCAGACAAAUGCGAAGCACAGUUGAGUGACGGGCAGAGAGUUGGUAUCACAAGCAUAGCAGUCUUAGAUCGUCUUGAAAAAGUUAUCUUCAUUCUAGAUAGAACACUGCGUCUUGGUGAAAAUGUUAAGCUCAAGGUAACUUUCACUGGCGCCGUCAACGACGGGUUCUUUGGAGUGUACAGAAAUAAAUACAAAGAUUCGAAAGGAAAUGUGAAAAUCGCUGCGGUAACGCAGAUGGCGCCAGCAAAUGCGCGACGAAUGGUACCUUGUUUCGAUGAACCGGAAUACAAGGCAACGUGGAAUGUGACUAUUAUUCAUCCAAUUGGAACAAGAGCAAUUGCCAACAGUUUCGAAAUCAGCGAAACUACACUUGACCUUGUUGAGAUUGAGGAUGACGUACGGUUCCUCGCCGUAAUGGUGGGAUAUCGUUUUUCUGAAUGGAAGGCCUGUGGAAACACAUCCAUCCCCAAUCAUUUGGUUAGGUAG
Molecule: messenger RNA, 924 nt
Organism: Necator americanus (New World hookworm)
Lineage: Eukaryota; Metazoa; Nematoda; Chromadorea; Rhabditida; Ancylostomatidae
Exons: 8
Coding region: 1-924 (307 amino acids)
Biological process (GO): proteolysis; peptide catabolic process
Cellular component (GO): cytoplasm
Molecular function (GO): zinc ion binding; metalloaminopeptidase activity; peptide binding
Source: RefSeq, a predicted model, not a curated record